Malus domestica (apple) is the source of this 940-nucleotide messenger RNA. RefSeq names its product VQ motif-containing protein 4-like. The record is from RefSeq and is a predicted model, not a curated record. Lineage: Eukaryota; Viridiplantae; Streptophyta; Magnoliopsida; Rosales; Rosaceae.
UAGUCUCUCAUCCAUAUCACACAUUCGUUCCCUCUCUCCCAAACUCCCAACAAAAGCAUAAACCAUUAAUUACAUAACUUUAGUUUUGUAAAUCUCCCUCUCUCUCUCUCCAUCCCUCCCUCUCUCUCCCUCUCUCUCUAAAAAUGGAAAGACAUCAUCACUCAAUACAAAGCAACAGCAACCUCUGUUCACCAACAUCGUCACCCACAACCUUCGUUCAGGCAGACACAAACAACUUCAGAGACCUCGUUCAGAAGCUCACCGGCUUAUCCGGCAACUCGGAAAAGCCGGUCACCCACCCAGCAAGGCACUACCCUAAAUCACCCACCACUCCCGGUGACCUAACAAGCCCCCGCCGGUCACCGUUCAAGCUCCAAGAGCGGAGACAUACCAUGAGAAAGCUGGAGAUCAAACUCAGCCUCGCCACCCUACACGGCUCUCAGCCGAUUCCGAGUCCCAUCACACCACUCGGGUUCGACUCGUUUUCAUUCCCGAGUUCAGGGUCCGAGUCGCCGUCGUCUCCCGCGGCGGUGGCGGAGGAGGACAAGGCAAUUGCGGAGAAGGGUUUUUAUUUGCACCCUUCGCCGCUCAGUACGCCCAGAGGGGCCGAGCCGCCCGAGCUGCUGACUCUGUUUCCACUGAGUUCACCCAGUCAACUUGAUCACAAGUCUCUGCCGUCCUCCUAAAUAUUAAAUAAUUAAAUUACAUAUCAAAUUUCUGUCAACCAAAAUAUAAUGUAUUUUCUUUUUUCUGAUAGAUUUUUUUGGAUUUCUGUAAUACCAGUAUAUAAUUAUAUAUGUGUGUGAGACUUUUCUGUUCGUCGUGCAUGCGAGUUUGUAAGGAUUUUUUUUAUUUAAAUGAUUUUUUUUGUUUAAUAUAUAGCCGAGCUGUGACUGUCAUGACCGAGUUGAUCAAUUAUAUAUCGACGUUUUUUGACUGA